GCUUGAUUUUUAAAUUGAGAACCCAUACACGCCCUUUUAAAAUGACAUUCCAGAACCACAAGACGCUAGUUUAUCUCUCCGACUAGCGACAUAGCAUCUUCCCCAUCAGUUCUACGAAGUUCAAUCGCGCAACGACGAACAUCCCAAUACCUCUGAUGAAGUGCAACAGUACAACAACGAACAUCAUUCAAAUCACGGAGAGACGCGGUACUAGUUAUUUCUCAAAGCCUGAAGAAGGUGUGAUGGACAAUGCUGGAGAUACAACGGCUGAAGAGAGGUGAUAAGGGUGAUGGAGAGCCGCAGCAUGGAAUUGCUGAUGUUGAGCGAGUGACAGUCAGAUCUGGAGGAGCGGCGCAUAAGGAACAGCGCUGGAGGAGCGGGGCUGAAUGAGCGGCGGAGCUUCGUGAGGCUAUGUCUAUCUGUGUAUGAAGUAUUCCGGUGAUGCAGAGCAGUGCGUCAAUUUGCUGCCAGUUGAGGAAGAGCAGUGCGUCGCUUCGCCGUCGGUUGAUGCAGAACCGUCGUAUUCGUCCGUCCCUUCGUCUUAUUUGCCGAGUGUUAAUCUGGAGCAGAAGCAAUUGGGAACCCUAGCCUACUCCGGUUUUAAUACGGAGUAAAGCAUAUGAAUAAACUUAUACGGAGUAAUCCUCUACUUAAUAGCACUACAAUUCUAGAAAUGAGUUUCCCGCUCAUACAAACUUCUCAUAUCAUCCGUCCUAUUCUAAUAAAAUGAAUCGACGGCUUCUACCUUCCGUUUCUUUAGGUUCUUGACUUCUUUCUUUACCCCAAAUGGAAGCAAGGUCUUUGGGAAAUCAUCUACCCGGAAAUAGAUCGGUCACUAUAGCCUCCUUCAACUUCGUUCUUCAAUGUUAGGUUCAGCCAUCUUUGCUGAAAUCAACGUCACCGAUAUCGUCCGCCCAAAAAUCAUCCUUAAAAGGUGUUUUCUUCAAUUUCAUUCUUCAGCCAUUCUCCAGCAUCUAUCUUUGCGGAAAUCAUCCGUCGAAAAUGGAGUCAACCAUUACAGUCUGGGAAAUAUCUUGGCCGAAAUCCAGCCAAUUCAAACUGACUUUGAGCUUCAAAUGCAAUUAAGGAGCUUUCUAACAGUACUCAGCCAGAUUGAUGUUUUGGAAUCACAAUUUAAGGAGCUUAGAACUAGAGUUGAUAAGGUACUAAAAUUGCCAAUAGCUUGCUUUCCGGAGAAUACUCAAUUCCAAUUUUGAUGCCUGAUUGUUCCAAUUCUUUGAUAAUAAAAAAGAAAUUUGAGGAAUGAAGACAAACUUCAAGACUCGCAAUCAUGUGCGAAGGCAACUUCUUACAAAAUCUAAACAGAAACAAGAGGUAGUUGAUGGAAAUUUUGCAUACCAGGGAAGCCAAACGUUACACCUGCUUUUACCGUAUUUAUAAAGUGGUGUUUAGCCGACUCCAAAAUCUUUUGGGACCAAGGCUUUGAUGUUUUUGUUGUUACAUGUUUUACUUCAUUUGAAAUUAGUUUAUUAUUCAGAACAACUUUUUAGGAUGUAAUUGAACAUGGGUAGUCAAGUGAAAAAUAUUUCCUAUGAUGAAAAAAAAUGGUUAUUGUAAAUUUAUUUGAGAGUUCCUCUGUUUAUUUAAAUCAUUAAUAUGAUUUGGACUGUUCCUU
Molecule: messenger RNA, 1636 nt
Organism: Cuscuta epithymum
Lineage: Eukaryota; Viridiplantae; Streptophyta; Magnoliopsida; Solanales; Convolvulaceae
Source: the annotation of a GenBank genome assembly